Camelina sativa (false flax) is the source of this 1970-nucleotide messenger RNA. NCBI's taxonomy places the organism in Eukaryota, Viridiplantae, Streptophyta, Magnoliopsida, Brassicales, Brassicaceae. The record is from RefSeq and is a predicted model, not a curated record.
AAAAAAAAGCAAAAAAGAGAUGAGAGGCGGAGAAGCGGCGGUAAAGAGAAGAAAGACGGUGGGUUUCGGCGGAGCGCCGCCGCCACCACCACCAUCGAUCGAGCAACAUCGUCAACCACCACCAUCGAUCGAGCAACAUCGUCAACGCUUUAACUCAAGAGACUCCGACGCCAGUUUCGCUAGCAGCCGUCCUUCAUCGGUCGGUUUAGGCGGCCGAGGCAACGAUGACAGAUCUCACCAGUCAUCGAUGACUCGAGUCAUCAACGCCUUCCUCUCUUCUCAUAACUUCCCGAUCGUUAUCCGCGGUAAUCCUGUUCCUUCUGUCAAAGAUAUCACCGAAACCCUAAAAUUCUUACUCUCCGCCUUAGAUUACCCUUGCGAUUCCAACAAGUGGGAUGAGGAUAUCGUCUUCUUCCUCCGAUCUAAUAACUGUCCUCAUAAGAUCACUAAAUCUAGCCUCAAAGCUCCCAAUACGCCUCACAAUUGGCCUACUAUUCUCGCCGUUGUGUUCUGGUUGGUCGAGCACGCUCGUUACCGUCAACAUCGAGUAUCAAAUCCCACCUCCGUCCCCGAAGCUAACUCCAUGAGUUUCUACGCGAAUCAAACCUAUCUUCACUACAUUCGCGGCGAGGAUGAUUUGGAGAAUGCUUUAGAUGAUGAGUUCUCGGGGAAAUUGGACGCGGAGAAGACUAAAAUGGCUGAAACGAUCUCUGGUUGUUACGAUAUUGGAGGUGAAUUAGAGGCGAAACUUGAGUCGUUGAGGAGAGGUCCGUCGAAGAAAGAGUCUCUGGAGAGAGUUGUAGCCGAUCUUGAGAAAGAUGUGAAUAAGUUUCGAACGAUCGUUGUGGAGUAUACUGAUAGGACCCAAGCGGUGGAGAGAGCUGUGGAGGAGAAAGAUAAGGAGCUCAAAGCUAAGGAAGAAGAGAGAGAGCGAAUCUCUCAAGAGAAUAAAGAGCUGAAGAAGUCUGUUGAGCUUCAGAACUUUAGCGCCAGAGAUGUUGAGAGGAUGAGAAGAGAGUUACAAGCUGUGGAGAGAGAUGUUGGAGAGGCUGAAGUUGCUAGAGAUGGUUGGGAUCAGAAAGCUUGGGAACUCAAUUCACAGAUUAGGAAUCAGUUUCAUCUGAUUCAGACACUUGCCAUUGAUUGUAACCAAGCUCUUAGGAGACUGAAGCUUGAUGAUGUUCAGUUUGUUGUGAAAGAGAGAGGGGAAACACCUGCUGAGGUGAUGGGUGUGGAUUAUNCACCACCAUCGAUCGACCGUCCUUCAUCGGUCGGUUUAGGCGGCCGAGGCAACGAUGACAGAUCUCANAAGGUGGAGGAAUUGAUCACGUUACAACACCAAAUGUCUGAAAUGGCUUCGAAGAUCGAAUCCAAAAAGAGUCUUCUUGAGUCACUUCAGUUGCAGAUCAGUGAACUCGAAGAGAAGAUAAGGUUGGUGAAGAAGGAAACUCAGGAGUUUACUACGAAAUGUGACCUGGAGGCAAAAACAAUGGCAGAGAGUGUGAAAACGGAGGCUUUGAAUCUGGAAGAGGUGGAGAAAGAAGCUGCGGAGUAUUUGAAAGCUUCGGAGCUUAGUUUGCAAGAAGCAGAGAAGAAGACUGAAGAGGAGGUCCAAGCAUGUGCUGCACAACUCUUUGCACUUAUUGAUUUGGUAUCUAAACAGAAAGAGUACAUGGAUUCGAAGAUAUCCGAGAUCAAAACUGGUGUUGCUAAAACUGCUAGGUCUGUUGCAGAGAUUUAUAAAGCGAGCUUCAAGAAGCACCAUGGUAUCUAGGGAUCGGAUGGCAUUGACUGAUCCAAGAGUUUGUUAAAGCGUGAGUGAUUCAUAUCUAUUGUUGGUUUUGUCAAAUGGUCGUAUUUGCAUUAACGUGGUACUAUGUAUAAGAUUGGUGUCAUCAUUUGUUUUAGUCAGCUUCAUAAGAAUUUCUUUUGGCAUAUGAAUGAUGAUUCAGGAAGGAUAAUUGGAACUA